AUGUAUUUGGAAGUGUCUACCGGUUUAAGCUCAAGAUCACCGCAAAGCUCAACAUCUGGAUGUCUAUGACUGUUCGAAACUGCUCUAGUUCGAAACGAGCGUUUGGUAAAGCUCUUUUUGUGAAUAUUGAGAGUAUCGCGAGUGUAUUGAGAAAGAGUAAGACAGUAGUAGAGAUUCUAGUCGACGUAGAUUGUGUAAAUGGAAAGGGCAACCUGAACAGAAGCAGACAGAAGAAAGGGCAGAGAGUAGAGGGAGCACACAAUGAAAAGCGCGGGGCGGUAUAG
Botrytis fragariae is the source of this 284-nucleotide messenger RNA. RefSeq lists its product as uncharacterized. The transcript is spliced from 3 exons. The record is from RefSeq and is a predicted model, not a curated record. Bases 60 to 284 code for a protein of 74 amino acids. Lineage: Eukaryota; Fungi; Ascomycota; Leotiomycetes; Helotiales; Sclerotiniaceae.